CCGCCGCGUUUAUGGCCACGUUAAGCCUGAGUGCCGCGUUGAGUUGUUGAAUGAAGUGAACUUCGUUUGUCAGCGAUAGGUACACAGUCUAGGCAGCGCCCUUCCUGGAUCUCUCUUCCUUUCAGCUCUUCACUCCGCAUCCCUCCAUCGGAGGAGCUUUGCGGUCUUUGGAGAGUUAUGCAGGGUUCAUGAACUGGAAUGUAAGAGGCACCAGAGGAUUCCUGCUCUGUCCCCUGGUUUGCGGCUUUCGACGUUGGACAUCCCCGGAUUGUUGUUUAAUAGAGAAAAGUCACCUGCCUUCUUGCUAUUAAGUAACCCCAAAAGCAGAACUUUGAUUUGUCUGUAAGGAAGAAACACAAAUCUUCUUUUAAAAAGCUGCACUUCGACUCUCCACCGCCAACCCCCAAUCCCUUUAAUUUUGCUUAUAGAAGAGGGUUUUUUCCCAACAUUUUUCUCACUAUCUGGUGCUGAUCUCACUGCAUAAUGACUUUCUAUUUGUUUGGUAUUCGAAGCUUUCCUAAGCUUUGGAAGAGCAACUCAUACCUUGGGCUAGGCCCAGGGCACUCUUGUGUCUCUCUCUUUCUUUCAGACAGCUGUGGCAUCAGGAACCAACAGAGGUUGUUUUCUCUUAAAACAAUGUCUCCACAGAAUACCAAAGCAACGAAUCUGAUUGCCAAGGCCAGAUAUCUCAGGAAAGAGGAGGGCAGUAAUAAGCAAGUUUCUUCUGUUCCUCAUUUUUUUUCAGCUGGAGCAGCUAAGAAGAGAUCACAGAUGAAUCCUGAAAGUAAAGAUCAUGCCUUGCCACCUGUGAGGAACACUAUUCAACUCCCAACACAACCUUUGAAUUCAGAGGAGUGGGAUAAACUUAAGGCAGAUUUCAAAGGAAAGACCAGUUUUGAAAGAUGGAUCAUUUCACAGAUGGCUAACUGUCAUAGCUCUGUAGAUGUGGCUAAAUCUCUGCUGGCAUGGGUAGCAGCAAAAAAUAAUGGUAUAGUAAGUUAUGAUUUACUGGUCAGAUAUUUGUAUCUCUGUGUCUUUCAUAUGCAGACAUCUGAAGUUAUUGAUGUCUUUGAAAUUAUGAAAACCAGAUAUAAGACUUUAGAACCUGGAGGUUACAGUCUUCUCAUCCGGGGAUUGAUCCAUUCAGACAGAUGGAGAGAAUCAUUGUUGCUGUUAGAGGACAUCAAAAAAGUUAUGACUCCUUCUAAAAAGAACUAUAAUGACUGUAUCCAGGGAGCUCUCUUUCAUCAAGAUGUAAACACAGCUUGGAAUUUGUAUCAGGAAUUGCUAGGUCAUGAUAUUGUUCCUAUGUUGGAAACUUUAAAAGCUUUCUUUGAUUUUGGAAAAGACAUAAAGGAUGAUAAUUAUUCAAAUAAACUACUAGAUAUUCUUUCAUAUCUAAGAAAUAAUCAGCUGUAUCCAGGGGAAUCAUUUGCACACAGUAUAAAAACAUGGUUUGAGAGUGUUCCUGGAAAACAAUGGAAAGGACAAUUCACCACAGUCCAAAAAAGUGGCCAGUGUUUGGGCUGUGGAAAAACCAUAGAGUCUAUUCAGCUGAGUCCAGAAGAAUAUGAAUUUCUUAAGGGAAGAAUCAUGAGGGAUGUGAUAGAUGGAGGUGACCAGUACAAAAAGACAACGCCUCAGGAACUUAAGAGAUUUGAGAACUUCGUAAAAUCUUGUCCUCCUUUUGAUAUUGUCAUUGAUGGCCUCAAUGUUGCCAAAAUGUUUCCUAAAGCUCGUGAAUCUCAAGUUCUCUUGAAUGUCAUCUCUCAACUAGCCAAACAGAAUCUGCGACUGCUGGUCCUAGGCCGGAAGCACAUGUUAAAACAGAGUUUCCGGUGGAGAAAGGAUGAGAUGGCAGAGGUGCAAAAGCAAGCCAGCUGUUUUUUCGCUGAUAACAUCUCAAAGGAUGAUCCAUUCCUUCUGUAUGCCACACUGCACUCCGGGAAUCACUGCAGGUUUAUCACAAAAGACCUGAUGCGGGACCACAAGGCCUGUCUGCCUGAUCCCAAAACCCAACGCUUGUUUUUUAAGUGGCAGCAGGGACAUCAGCUGGCAAUUAUAAAUGGGUUUCCAGGAUCAAAACUGACCUUUCAGCAUAUUCUCAGCUAUGACACAGUGGUGCAAACAACUGGAGACUCGUGGCACAUACCAUAUGAUGAAGACCUGGUAGAAAGAUAUUCCUAUGAAGUACCAAUCAAAUGGCUUUGCCUCCACCAAAAGACAUAGAGACUCUUACCUCUACGCUAAGUUUGUGUUUGAGUACCCUCUGGGUUGGCAUCAGAGGCUCUUGAGUUGGUGUUUGUUGAGAGCAUUGCCUCUAUCCUGAGGAUAAAAUGAUUCUAUUAACAGUGUUGACAUUGAUUUUUUAAUGAAAUGAGAUAAAAUAUCUUUUCAUAGCCAGCUGCAUUUUUUUCCCCUAACAUUUGUUUUUGGAGGCUUAUCAAGAGUUGGAGAACUCAGUGUAGAGCAAAACCUACAUUUCUCCUACUGGGCCAGCUAUUCCACUUAGCUUGGGUGACAAGUAGUGCUUUUGUUAUCCAUUUUUUGCUACUUCUGACCUUGCCUUCCAGGCCUACCAAUAGCAGAACCAAUCCAUCUGUCCCUGAGAUACUCAUGUUGUUUCAAAUCCCUUCUCCCUCUUUGGACAUAGUCUCAUUCUCUGUAUGUUAUGCCCUAUCCACAUGGAAUCAUUUUAUCGUCCUCUGUAAUAAACUGGCCAAGAUACUAAAAGCUUACUAUUAA
Rhinopithecus roxellana (golden snub-nosed monkey) is the source of this 2745-nucleotide messenger RNA. RefSeq names its product protein only RNase P catalytic subunit (gene PRORP). Gene Ontology annotation, molecular function: ribonuclease P activity; protein binding. Bases 484 to 2229 code for a protein of 581 amino acids. The record is from RefSeq and is a predicted model, not a curated record. Gene Ontology annotation, cellular component: mitochondrial ribonuclease P complex; mitochondrion. NCBI's taxonomy places the organism in Eukaryota, Metazoa, Chordata, Mammalia, Primates, Cercopithecidae. Gene Ontology annotation, biological process: tRNA 5'-leader removal; mitochondrial tRNA 5'-end processing. The transcript is spliced from 8 exons.